AUGAUUUCCACCGCAAAAUUCGCUUCGACGAGCGCAACGCGGACAGCCGCAAUUCUACGUGCUUCGCGAAGACCGAAUGGCCAUAACAUUGCGCUCUACAGGCUGUUAAACCAGGCUCAGUCUGGUCUACAAACCAGUUAUCCUUCAGGGGCUUCUCUUUCACCUACAGCCUUGCCUCUCUCGUCCUCGUUGCUCCUCAGACGAGGCCUACAUUCUACGCCAAUCUACAAUAAGAACAAAAAGAACUCACAGUCACAACCGGGUCAGGAGAAAGCGAAAACCCAAGAGACUGGCUCUGAAUCUGAACCCAAUACAGAGAAGGAUAAUAAAAAGGAAGGGGAUCAGAAGGAAGAAGGCUCCGAGUCUCAAGAGGGCGAGAAAAAAGAUGCUCCUCCACCUCCACCUCACGGAGAUAAGACUCCUUGGCAGGUUUUUACAGAAACAUUGCAAUCCGAAUUCAAAAAGUCGAAGGAAUGGGAAGAGUCCACCAAAGCACUUGCAUCCUCUGCACACCAAUUCACCGAAAGUGAGUCAGUCAAGCGUGCCCGUGCUGCCUAUGAAGCAGCUUCGAGUACUGCAACAUCGACUACCUCAACCGCUUUGAAGUCAACCGGAAAGGCUAUCGGGCAAAGUGCGGCUUGGACAUGGAAUACACCUGUUGUCAAAGGAGUUCGCAAGGGAGUCUCUGCAACGGGUAAAGGCAUUGAAAAGGUCACCAGGCCUGUGCGAGAAACCGAAGCCUACAAGACGGCAGUUGGGGGCGUGAAGGAUGCCAUAGAUGAUGGCAGCAGCUCACGGUAUGGUGGAUGGGUAGAAAAGGAGGAACGCCGACGUCAACGACAGUUGCGUGAGGAAAACGAAGCAAAAUCCGGCCGAUGGUCAAAGGUCGAAAAGAUGGAAGCAGAUCCAGAAGCCGGCACGAAUUUGACAGUGCACAAAGAUGCCGCCUGGAAAGAAUCUUGGCGCGGUUUCCGCGACUCGAGUCCCAUGAUGCAGAAGCUCUUCUCCCUUAAAGAUACCUAUAACGAAUCCGAAAAUCCUCUUAUCUCAACAGCCCGAAGCAUUUCAGAUCGAGUUGCCGGGUUUUUUGCCGAGAACGAGACCGCUAAAGUUAUCAAGAAAUUCCGCGAGAUGGACCCCAGCUUCCAACUGGAACCAUUUCUUCGGGAGAUGCGCGAAUACAUCUUACCCGAAGUUCUGGAUGCAUAUGUCAAAGGAGAUGCUGAGACUCUGAAGCUUUGGCUUUCAGAUGCGCAAUUCUCAGUGUACUCUGCAUUGGCGCAGCAGUAUACCACACUCGGAUUGAAGUCAGAUGGCCGCAUUCUGGAUAUCCGAGGCGUAGAUAUUGCCAACGCCCGCAUGCUGGAUCCUGGCGAUAUUCCUGUUUUUGUGAUCACCUGCCGCACUCAGGAAGUUCAUGUUUACCGCAACGCUAAAACCAACGAGCUAGCUGCUGGCAUGGAAGAUCGUGUCCAGCUUGUCACAUACGCCAUCGGCGUUACUAGGAUUCCUGAAGACGUCAACAACCCGGAGACCCGAGGUUGGAGAAUGAUCGAAUUACAAAAAGCAGCAAGAGACUACAUCUAA
Talaromyces proteolyticus is the source of this 1587-nucleotide messenger RNA. Its product is annotated as putative mitochondrial inner membrane translocase subunit TIM44. The record is from RefSeq and is a predicted model, not a curated record. Gene Ontology annotation, molecular function: protein-folding chaperone binding. Gene Ontology annotation, cellular component: mitochondrial inner membrane. Gene Ontology annotation, biological process: protein import into mitochondrial matrix. The transcript has 2 exons. Lineage: Eukaryota; Fungi; Ascomycota; Eurotiomycetes; Eurotiales; Trichocomaceae. Bases 1 to 1587 code for a protein of 528 amino acids.